Procambarus clarkii (red swamp crayfish) is the source of this 855-nucleotide messenger RNA. Its product is annotated as cerebellin-2. Gene Ontology annotation, molecular function: protein binding. The record is from RefSeq and is a predicted model, not a curated record. NCBI's taxonomy places the organism in Eukaryota, Metazoa, Arthropoda, Malacostraca, Decapoda, Cambaridae.
CUUAUCUGCAAUGGCAGUUCCGACCGUCUUGUCAGUUCAAGUCUUACUAAUUACAUAUAACAGUUAGGGAGAAUUUUUUAAUUUAGAUUGCGGGUUGGAAUUAGUUCUUGAGGAUGUCGAAAACAAUUUCCGAGGUGAUUGCUUGCUUGGUAGUAAUCUACCUUACAGCUGGACAGAGUUGUCAAUUUUCUACAGUUACGUUGUAUAAAACUACGCAGCUCCCGAAUACGUUUUCAAACACGCAUACUGCUGCUACGCAUCUACCUUCUGCUUCACACAACGUGAAGACCGGAACACUACCUUCCCCGGGAAUUCGUGUGGAUUCGUUCCUUCCCGUCAUAUUUUCCCGUAAAGUGGCCUUUAGUGUGAGGAAAGCUACAGAACCGCUGCAGGCAGACACUCGCAUUCAUUUCAGGGACGUGUUGGCUAACGUGGGUGGAUCCUGGAACCCCGAAAGCAGCGAGUUUCUUGCUCCAUACGAUGGAAAAUAUUUUUUCAUAUUUCACGCAAUAGGAGGGAGAACCAGCGACUUUACAAUGGCUUUAAUGAAGAAUGGGAAAUUUGAAGUUACUGCUUACGGAACAUUGACGGCUUUCAAACAUGGGUCCAACUCUGCCGUGUUGGAACUCAAACGUGAAGACAAGGUGUCCCUAAAACUGCAGCAGGGUGCAAUCUACGAGCAUUCGGGCAACGAGACCUACACUACCUUCACUGGCUUCCUUGUCUUCUAAUGUUAAUUUUUGGAAUUUCUUCCAUUUAAUGAGUAAAUAUAUCUCCUUACUCUGUGACUUAACUUUGAAAACUAAUCAGAUUUAUUAGUAUGGUAACUUUAAAAUAUAUAAUUUUUUAAUUUAA